Molecule: messenger RNA, 2927 nt
Organism: Xiphias gladius (swordfish)
Lineage: Eukaryota; Metazoa; Chordata; Actinopteri; Istiophoriformes; Xiphiidae
Product: rho GTPase-activating protein 19-like
Exons: 11
Coding region: 20-1474 (484 amino acids)
Biological process (GO): signal transduction; regulation of small GTPase mediated signal transduction
Cellular component (GO): cytoplasm
Molecular function (GO): GTPase activator activity
Source: RefSeq, a predicted model, not a curated record
CGGAAGAUUCAAAACGAAGAUGGCGGCUGAAAAUGAUCCUCAAAACAAUCACAAACUGGACAGAAGCCUCAGGGUGAACCUCAACUCCGCCGCCGUGUUUCUUUGUGACAGAGGGACAAAGUGCAGUGUGUUUAUCAGCCAAGAAAAGCCAAAGUCCAGUCAACCUGUGAUCUUUAACCCGGACUUCUUUGUGGAGAAGCUGAGACAUGAGCAUCCACAGGCCUUCGCGGAUUUGAUACUUAGCAAUGUCACUCGGCUCAUAGACCUUCCAGGGGAUGAGUUUGCCCAGCUCACUGGAGAGUCUGAGCCCAGGGUGCCCUCCUCCACUGGCUUUCUCCGCUCCUUGAACUUCCUGAAGCGUAAAGACAAAGGAGUGGUUUUUGGUGCACCGUUAACUGAAGAAGGAAUAGCACAGAUCUAUCAGCUCAUUCAAUACCUGAGAAAAAACCUUCAAGUGGAGGGGUUGUUCCGUGUGCCAGGCCACAGCCUAAGGCAGGCAGCCCUGAGGGAGAUGCUGAACACUGGGGCAGAGAUAGAUCUAGAGGCAGGCGACUUCCACCCCAAUGAUGCAGCCACAUUGCUUAAAGCCUACCUGGGAGAGCUGCCAGAGCCUCUGCUCACGCACAGACACUAUCAUGCUCACCUGAAGAUUGGAGAGCUCACUCGCUUUGAUGACAAGGGGGAUAAGACGAAUGUGCCUGACAAAGAACGCCAGAUUGAGGCAUUUCAGCUGCUUUUCAUGCUGCUCCCACCAGCCAACCGCAGCCUGUUGAAGCUGCUGCUGGACUUGUUGUACCACACUGCUCGCAAUCAGCACAUCAACAAGAUGUCUGCGAUUAAUCUAGCCAUAAUGUUUGCUCCACACAUCAUCUGGCCCAAAAAUGUGACGGCGAGUGAUCUGCAGGGAAACAUUGAGAAACUGAAUAAUGGCAUAGCGUUCCUAAUCAGGCACUCACAAAAACUGUUCAAGGCACCUGUGUAUAUCAAAGAAUAUGCCCGCUUAUACUUCACAGGAUCAAAAUCUCUUCAAUCAAAGGAUGACUUGAUGCUUUGUUCUGGAAGACAAGAUGGGCCAUUAGCUGUGCUAACAGCUGCGGCCUCUUCUCCCUUUGCGAGAUCAAUCGGAAGUGAGGUUAGCAACACCUGCGCCACCAGGUCACCUGAGACUCAGAGUUAUACUGAAUCUGCCCUCAGAGAGCUGUACCAGCAGGUCAACGACAUGCCUGAGUCUGCCAAAAAGAAGAAGCUCAUCAGACAGUUUGAAAAGCAGCCUAUAAUGACACCUUCAGCGGAUUCUCGUACACCAUUCAGCAGGAAACACUGGCGCUCACGUUCUUUGGGUGGAAUUAUCAAGAGGAAGGUGUUGGGAAGCCACGUAUUGACAGAGAAAGAAAACAGCAGACUGCAGAGUUCUUUACACAGCGGUUCUAUUGAUGUCCAGGGAACAGAAAACACCAACUGUGAUGGGGAUUAAUCGUCUUUAAAAGAAUGCGCUGUUCACAACUAAGGAAACUUCAGUAUCGCUGUUUACUAGGUCUAUUAAAGGAUCUUCUUGAGGCAUUGACGCAAACUAAAGAGUGUAAUGCACAGAGUACAGCUUUGUUUUGACACCGUGUUUAGAUCUGUACUCAGCUGUUUUUCUCAAAAAGUAAAUUCAAGUCUUAAAGGUUAUCAAGAUAGAAAGGAAAUCACCACAAUAUUUUGCAGUCUAGAAGUUUUACUUAGGCUAAGAGACAUAAAAGGGGUUAACGGACAAAACUGAGGAUGUUACAUGCUUUGUUUUAGGUCAAUGCAAGUGACCAUUUUUCUUACCCUCUUAGGUUCCCUCUUAAUUCCCUUAUUUCUUGUCCAUUUAUGUUGAUCUUGAGGAUGCAAAUGAACUGUAUUUACAGCAGUAAAUUUGUUGGUAUUUAGCUUUAUCAUUGACUGAAACAUGUUUUUAUUUAAUUUGCAAACCUAAUUGUAUUUAUUUUUUAUUGGUCAUCUGGAUGUUUCAAGUCCUGGAAUACAGUCCAUCAGAUCUCUUGGUAUAUUGUGAUGUGGAGGCUUUUUUUUAUGUAAACGUUACAUUUGCUUGUAAGUUGUAGUAAGUUUCGUUGGACUCACAUAGUCAGUGCAGACUGUUCAAAACCUUUAUUAGAAAAGUGGGGAAUUCAGCUACGUGCCUUAAAGUAAAUAUAUCUUUAGUUACUGUAUAAUGCAGUUUUUAUUUGACAUUAAGAUUUCUCCUUUUUCCCUGUAAGUACCCAAUAGCUUUCAGAGUAUGCUUAAAUGUUUACAAAGAAUCCAUUCAAGUGACAGUAAAGAGUGAAGACUAAUAGGGAAUGAAGAAUGGAGGAUGGGAGAUACUGAGUGAAAGGGCCAAAAGACCAGCUCAUGUAGAUUAUAUAAGGAUUUUUGUCUUUGUCCCCACGUUAGCUCAACACUUGGGUGUCAACACUGUGAUACUACUUCUUUAAACUAUAUAUUGCUUUUGGAUCUUAUAUUUUAGUUUUUCUCAGGACAUUUUUGAUUCUUAUGCAACAUUGUGUACAGUUUUAUAGCUUUAUAUGCAUUGCAUCUUUUCAGUUAUUCAUCUGUUUAGUCCAAGAUUUUUUAUUAUUUUUUAAAAUUUGAUUGUCUAUUUUAUAUCUCUUAUUUUCAAUGGUUGGCUGAAUGCAAAUGAAGAUGAAUCUGUUGCCUUCUAUUGUGGUCGUCAACCCAUGUGCUUUUUUGGAGCAUUUGAGCCACUUUUAAAACCUCCUUGGUGUCUUACUCUUUCAGUAGCAGUUUCCACUUCAGUGGUCACUCUGCCAAGCUGUUACAGUUUAACUAUGAUGUGAUAAUGGCCUCGUGGUCAACUUAACUGACCAUGUAAACAUACGAUAUUAAUAUUGAUGCUACUGUGAAGCUAUGCAACUCACUGUAAUUAAAAGACAUCAAGCUGC